This is a messenger RNA of Hypomesus transpacificus, 4969 nucleotides long. RefSeq names its product forkhead box protein N3-like. Gene Ontology annotation, biological process: regulation of DNA-templated transcription. NCBI's taxonomy places the organism in Eukaryota, Metazoa, Chordata, Actinopteri, Osmeriformes, Osmeridae. Gene Ontology annotation, molecular function: DNA-binding transcription factor activity; cis-regulatory region sequence-specific DNA binding. The transcript has 4 exons. The record is from RefSeq and is a predicted model, not a curated record. The coding region runs from base 23 to 724 and encodes 233 amino acids. Gene Ontology annotation, cellular component: nucleus.
UCCUUUUUCUUUUGUCCGCAGCAUGUCCAGUCCCUCGAUGUGGCCCGGGAGUCCGUUCUUCAGAAAAACUGGAGGAGUCCUCCUACAAGAUCAGGACAUUGAUGCUGCGGCAGCCAUGAUGUUAUUGAAUACACCUGAGUCCCACGGGGUCUUCCCUCAGGGAGUGAUCCAGAAUGGAGCCAGGAUGAGUCAAGGUCUCUUCCCAGGAAUCCCACCGCUUCCCAUCAACCCCCUCGGCAGCAGGACGGCCACAGUCAGGACAGUUUUGGUGGGUUGUCGGAAGCGAAGUGACAGUGAACCAUCCUGCGACUCCCCAUUGGUCAGCAGUGACCCCAAGGAGGACCACACCUACAGCACAGCCCAAUCAGACGAGGGCAGCGACUCUAGUGUCCAUGGCAACGAAGGCAGCGACACAGAAGAGGACGACAAGAGCAAGAUCAAGAAGGAGCCCCGGGAUUGGCCCAUUGAUAUAGACUCCGCUUCUUGCCACACCCCCCAACUUAAGAAACGACAUCACUUCCUGAAAACCAAGCUGCGACUGGCGAGCGAUACGCUCCCGCUGAAAAAACGGCGUACGGAAAAACCGCCCGAGAGCGACGAUGAAGAGAUGAAGGAAGCAGCUGGUUCGCUGCUUCACCUCGCUGGAGUCAGAGCUUGCUUGAACAAUAUUACCAAUCGGACGGCCAAAGGCCAGAAAGAGCAGAAAGAACCUACAAAAAACUGACUUGUGCUGCCAGAGAGACAGAGAGACAGAGAGGGAAGAUUUUGCUGAAAAGAGCAAGAAAAUUAAACAAAACAUCACUUUUAAUAUAAAAUUUACGAUUUCUUUUUUCAGGACAUCAGGUGAAAAAAUCUGAAUGCUUUGUGGCAAUAUCAAACAAUCACUCUGUUUUCCUAGCGUUGGUGUUAAUGUUUUUGAGGGUUGAUUUUAUGUUGUUGUUUUGUUUUGUUGAAAGGAGACUAAAGCCAUAGCUGAACUUUUUUUUUAAAGACAUUUCAGCUAAGUUACCAACAGGUUUCUGUUAGCUGAGAGCAAGGAGGGGGAAACAUUGUUUUCUGGGGGGAAAAAGACCCCACCAUUACUAAGAUAUGGCCUGGAUACAUUGAUAUGGACCAUCAUUGUCAUUGAUAUCAAACCGAUUGUAGGGGGUGCAUGUUUAGCUUUGUUCAGUUAUAGGAUAACAUUUCAGUUGCCUCAUAGGCAAGUUACAUCAGUGGGAUGUAGUAAAAACUACAGCACUGUAGUUAUUACAUAUUUUUAACUACCCACUUAUUCCAUACUAGUUUUAAUAAUGCGAUGCAAAUUCUUCAAAAAAGGAGCAUUACAAAGUGCAAAAACAACUGGUGUUAGUAUCAAACAAUAAAGUAAUAGUAUUAUGCUGUCAGCAAAAACAACUCUUAACUUUUUGGUUUGUCCAAGUAAAAUGACUCAUCAAUUUAACUGACUUAACAUUGCAGCAAAGCAUCUGGAGGGUAAAAUGUGAAAAGGCAGACUGCAGAAGUAACCCUGAUGUUCAUUUAAAGUGAAAUCCCUUGAAACUGUUAGCUUAGCCGUUGUUAGCAUAGCCCAGAUAUCUGCCAGUGACCCCAUAAACAAAUCCACAAUAGCUUGCGUGUACAUGUCUUUAGUGUGUCAGCGUCUGGAUGGUGCCAAAGAGGAAGUUUUGGUCAGCCCAGUGAUGAUACUAGUAAUUCAUUGACUGCCUUGUGUUUGCCACAUCACCUGUCUUUCUAAGGUGCUGAUACAAUUUAGCCACCCAAAUCUAUGUAGCAUGCCAAGGCAAAAAGAACCGUGAUCGUUACCUCUUGAAGUAUAACUGUUUUGGGACAAAGGUCACUGGUAUACAGUAGAAAAGGCUUAGUGGCUCUGAAGAAGUCCUCUUUAGUUGCUUUGAAGAAGUCCUCUUUUAAAAUAUAGUUAUCAGAGUUAAAUAUGUAAAGAAGCCAUAAGCUAAUAGGCUGGCUAGUGCUUACCAGAGAGGAAGAUGACCUCAGAAACUGCCUGUGUCCUUUUUGAAAAGCAAUCAAAGUGAGUUAGACUCAAAAAGUCUAAAUGUAUAUCGCUCUGGAUAAGAGCGUCUGCUAAAUGACUAAAUGUAUAUGAAAAUUGUGAUAUUUUCCCUGUGGCAUAAAAACCUGAACACCUUGACUGGUUGACAAGGAAGCUACAGAGCCUGCCAAUUUUAUUUUUAGUGAGAGAAAUAUAUGACUAUGGAUUUUGUGUUUAUUUGUUUGUUUUCUUACCUACCCUCAACGUAAUAAAGCAAUUUCAUCCAUUCAGGAUAACACUGUAUAAAGGUUCACCUAAAAGCUUUUUUCCCUUCCCUUUCUUAAUUUAAGCAAUGUAGCCAGCAGGAUUUUCCAAAUCGUGUUGCAUGGGUUCUGUACAAAAAAGAAAAGAAAAGAAAACAGUUUUUUAUUCUGAGAAAAGUUCACGUAAGGUAAAUAAUGUAUUUAGCAUGGAGCAUGAAUUAUUUUCAUAUAAAUAUAGAUCCUAGAGAGCAAAUUGGUUCUGCCUCGAAGUUCUGCACCUGGUGUGGAACUCCUCUUUGUUGUUUUGUCUUAAUAUGAACUCAAUUUAUUUGUUUCUUGUCCUCGCUCAUCUUAUGAUUAUAAUUUUUUGUUGUGGACUCGGAAAAGAUUAAGUUAACUCUCUUCAGGGACAAUAACCCGGACUGUUUGCAAAAGCUGUCUGCAAUAUUAGGAUUUCACUUUUGGAGUGGAAGUGCGAUCUACCACCAGAUAGCUCAUUUUGUACUCCUACUUCUCCAACACCUCUUUCUCCUCCAUACAAGAAUGGCCCCAGAAUUGUCAAAUCACCUGGUGGUCAUGCUUGAUAAGACAAACACAACAGUCCAUAAAGUGUUUGACCUGUUUGUUCAUUUGUUAUUACUUAGCAGUUAAGGAUUAAACAUAUUUCAUGUGAUGUCAAAGUUUGCACCUUGAAAGUUUUUUUAUUUUCUUUUGUGCAUAGCCAUGCUGUAAAUUGUCUAUAGUGUCAGAGGGAUGUUGGUGAAUCCAUUUUCAAACUCAUGUCAUAUAGGAGAACUGUGUAGCGAGUGAAGGUCUCCACCCCCCCACCCCCCCCUUGCUAGUUCUUCCACCAUGUUUUCUUUUUAAAGGCUUGGUACGUCUUUGAUAUUUCAGGGUCUUCCAUUUAAAAAGACACAGCAGCAUUUUGGCUCAGUACACAUAUUUGUGGUGUCUUUGCUUUGAUUUCUCUUUUUGUUGUUGGUUUUAACCAUUUAUUUUAUUUUUCGGUUUUCAAUGUCAGUAUUACUCCGGCUAUUAUUAACUUGUUGCACAUAAAACUCAGACAACAAUACAGAUUUAGUUUGACGGCUAAUACAACUCUAGUGCAUUAUAUUAACAUCAUUUUGCCGGGUUGCACUACGAUGUUGAAUUUCAGAUAUUGUAUACGUUCAGUGCCAAAGCCUGUACAAUUUUAUAUGAACCUAAAAAUAAGGCAGAUACACACCUACUUGAUGUGUACGUCCAACAUAAAUUUGCCAGUGAGUUGUAGCAUGUCUGUCAGACGCAAUAUCUAUAAUGUUAAGAUUCAUACUUUUUAUUACACUACUUCCUGUGUAUUGUUCAAUGGGAUGUUUUAUGUUGUGUGGGGGUUUUUUUGCGCUCAGUUGUUUUUCUGUGGCCAUGAAAUUCUGGUACAUGUGCGGAAUGACAAAACGUAUCGAGCCUAGUGAAGACCUUAUUAGAAAGUUGUCACUUUUUUGUUGUCUCAUUGGCCUCCAAAGUAACGUCCUGCCCUUAUCCUUUUCCUAGCUGAUAAGAUGCGGGACAUGAUAACUUUUCAGUGUGGCAUGCAUAAACUCCUUGUAAUCUCCUCAUAACAUGUGACACGUAAAAGACAUUAAGCGUUUGUGUCUGUUUAUAAAGCAACUUUUAAUGUUAAUACAACACUUCUAAGCACUAUUGCUUUAUAAACUUACAUAAACGUUUAAGUUGGACUUUAUCUUCUCCUCAGUGUGGUCAAUGUGAUGAGCUUCUGUCAGUAAGACUGCCUGUUGUGUAAAAUGUACCCUCUACUGAUCAAAAUUAUGUAUAUUUCAGUUUAUUCCCCUUAGUUUGUUACAAAUACUAGGGAUAUUUCCUUCUUGUUUCACUACAUAACUUUCCCUCAGCAGUCCCUUGGGUUCCAUCAUGUUUUAAAAAUGAAAAAAGUGUUAUUAAAAAGUAUAGAGAUUAUGAAUAAAUCAACAAACUGUUAAUACUAGCCAGGCAAAAGUUCGGAAAGACUCAAAUAGUGUUUCAUUGUGUGCGUGUAUAUUUUGUCUUUAUGUUCAACUGCCAUUUUUUGUUUACUGUUUUACAAGGUUUGCAGAAUAUGUGAUGAGUGAGCAAAUAAUAGUCAGAUAUACUUUCAUUUUUGUUCACUAGUUAUCUGAGAUUCCCAGAAAAUACCUGGUACUUUUUAUUCCCCCAAACUAGAAGCUUACAAACUUAAAAUUCAUUAUAAAUUGCCAACUACUUUUUUUUGGCCCCAUGUUUGUUUCAGUAAAUAUUUAGAAAUACAAAGUGAUUCUUUGUUAACAUGGCAACUGUAAGGCGUAACAAAACAACACAAAGCCAAGUAGUUUGUAACAGGUAAAUGGUGUAUGAUGAAAAAACAUGCUACCAAUCAUUUUGUAUUCUUUAUGUGAACUGUAGUCUUGACGGCAUGACCUUCCAACUGAUCCGUUAAUAUGGAGACGUAUAGAAGUAUGCGUUCUGUAUUUCCUUGAUGUGUAAUCAUAUUGCCAAAGACAAAUAACUUCAUUGAUUAAUGUAAAUAUCACUUUGUCCAUCAAGACGACAAAAUGUUUUUUUUCUUCUGUUGUUGUUGUUGUUGUUGAUUGUUUGUUUUUUUGUUUUUUUUAUUCUGUUUAUUUCCGAAGAAAAAAAACUACCAUAAAGUUUCUGUGCUGUAUUGUCUUCCAGUUGCAAUAAAAAAGAACGCAUUGCAAAAUGA